This is a messenger RNA of Ectocarpus siliculosus, 369 nucleotides long. NCBI's taxonomy places the organism in Eukaryota, Phaeophyceae, Ectocarpales, Ectocarpaceae. The record is from the annotation of a GenBank genome assembly.
AUGGGAGCAACGGCCAACAAGGACGGGGUGUUCCACUAUAACACUCUGCUUACUCUGGACUUGGCCAGCCCUUACUUCUCGAGCGGGCGGCAGGAAGAGCGGUUUGAAGUGGUCGUCAUGGAGCACAAGGAAGACGGUCAUAUCAGCUUCUCCAUCGACUCUUUCCCAGACAUGGACCCGGUGGCACUGGAACAUUUUUACAUUCAGAAGGUCGAUCAGCAUCGGCAAAGCCGAGAUAUGUUUUUUUCGAAGAUCGACCGUGAGACCGACGAGAUGGCGAACCCGGAAACAUCAGAUCCCGCUAAAUUGGCGGUCGCCGUGAUGGAUUACGAUCCCCAUGAGUUGCUCGUUCUCCUCAACACAAUUUAA